AUGAUAGAAUAUGCGAACCGGGAAGCUGUGAGCACAUUCAUUCUCGGUCUGAACAGCAAAUAUACCAGCGGCACCCUCUAUAGUCACAAUCCGAAGGACUUAGAAACCGCUUACGCUAUCGCAAGUACGAUAUACCACGAUAAUGUAAACUCACAAUUCGACGUUCCGCAAUACAAUCAGCAGAGACAAUACAAUACAUCACAGUACCAAAACUCAAGCAGAAGACAUUACGAGGAACCACAAAGGUACAGACCUAACGUACAGGUGCAAUUCAAUCAGACUGCACCCAGGCAACAGCACCAACCAAUCGACGUAGAUUCAUCACAACAAUACACGAGAUCGGCAAAUCCCAAUAGGAAUCAUUCCAAACCACAACAAAACAGCUAUAACCGUCAAUUACAAGGACUUACAAGAGAACGAAAUCCUUCAUCUCAUAAUUCCAACGUACAACAGAAAUUUCAACGUGUAAACCAGACACGCGACGAAGAACUUCAAUCGCUUACACCAGAAUACGAUAACGAUGAUUACGAAACAGGCAGCGCUUUUUAGGUGCAUGAACGAUUUGCCGUGUCUGCAACGCCACUGCAGGGAUACAGGCAAACUUAUUCACAUCAUGAUUGACACUGGAGCAACAAACAGUUAUAUAAGUACAAAAUGUAACUUAGCUUCCACAAACAGAAAAAGAUUGGAAGGUAGAAGCGAAAAAUUUUGAAGCACGCUGGAACUUCCCAAAUUGUAUAGGUGCAAUUGAUGGAAAACACGUCAAUAUAACAAAGCCACCUGGAUCUGGAUCUUUUGAUU
Zeugodacus cucurbitae (melon fly) is the source of this 801-nucleotide messenger RNA. RefSeq lists its product as uncharacterized. The record is from RefSeq and is a predicted model, not a curated record. Bases 1 to 549 code for a protein of 182 amino acids. Lineage: Eukaryota; Metazoa; Arthropoda; Insecta; Diptera; Tephritidae. The transcript has 2 exons.